AUUAAUACUUUGGUGUGUACGUCAGCUAGCUUGCUUGCUUGCUAGCACUUUCCACGCUCUGGCUGUUUUUCUCUAACAUUUCAUCAUUCUAUCUGAGAAAUACUUCUUCUCAUGUGUGAGUUGAAGUGAAAUUUAGUGCUAUUCCGGACCUUAUAUAUUCAGUUUGGAUCGUUUUUAUAUUAGCUUUGCUACAGGAGUUAGUUUAGCUGGCUAACAAGCUAGCUAGAGUAAAGAGACGCAGUGUAAAUGGGGAACAGCGCUCUCAAAGCUCACCUGGAGACCUCAGAGAAAACUGGCGUGUUUCAGUUAACGGGCAAAAACCUGCAGGAGUUUCCAGAGGAGUUACAGCGGCUCACUGGGAAUCUGCGCACUGUCGACUUGUCCAACAACAAAAUCGAGACACUGCCUGCAUUUAUAGGAAACUUCCAGCAGCUGAAGAGUCUGAGCAUCAGCAACAACCGCCUGGCCAGUCUCCCUGCUGAGAUGGGGAAGCUGAGGAAGUUGGAGACGUUGGUGUUGAACGGUAAUCAGCUCUCUCAGCUCCCCGCCUCGUUCUCUCAGCUCAAAGCCCUGCGCACUCUCAACCUCUCGGCCAAUCAGUUCAGACAAUUUCCCUGCAGCCUCGGCUCUCUGCGUCAGCUCGACGUCCUCGACCUGUCCAAGAACCACAUCCAGAAUGUUCCUGCCGAGGUGUCGGAGCUGCAGGCCAUCGAGAUCAACCUUAAUCAGAACCAGAUUUCCAUUUUGUCUCCUGAUGUUUCUCGGUGUCCAAGACUGAAGGUGCUCAGGCUGGAGGAGAACUGUCUGGAGCUGUCCUCCAUUCCCUCCUCCAUCCUCACACACUCCAGUGUAUCUCUGCUCUCCGUCGAGGGAAACCUGUUUGAGGUCAAGAAGCUGCGUGACCUCGAGGGAUACGAUCAGUACAUGGAGCGCUUCACUGCGACGAAAAAGAAAUUUGCAUGAAAGACAAAAAUAACUAAAAGCAACCUGGUAACUGGGGACAUGACAAUAACAACAGAAAAAAAAACAUUUCAGUGAAGGUUCAAACUCAAGCACUGCGUUUCUGGUGUACGGAAAAAGUCAGUGAGGAAUAAUGAAGAAAAAAAAGGAUGUCUGGAAGUGAAUCUGAAGGAGUGAUAAUGAUUAUAACAGAUUGUGUGUAAAGACUGUAAUGCACAACGAGCAAAAUCCUAACAGCCUCAGGCCUGUUAAUUCGUUUUAUGUUAAAGUUAAUUUAAUUUAUGAUAAUCUACAGAACUCUAUGACUAAUACCCCUCUCUCACUUUCUGUCUCUUUCUGUCUACAUCUAUGUCUCUUUCUGUGUUUAUUGGUUUAUACAGUUACUUGAAAAACUUAAAGCUACUGUAGUCACACCCAGUCCCUGAAACGUUUAUUGAAUAAGAGCCAUUUUACUGACUGUUACCUUUAACAUAGACCUCUUAUCAAUGUCUUAUUAACAUUUUAUUAACAUCUUAUUAAUACUAACACCUUAAAACACCUUUAUUGCAUGCGUGUUCACGCUUCACAGUUCAUGGUCUGGAACAAGCUGUGUCUCAACACUCAACUAUACAAAAUAUGCAAAAAACAUACACUGCAAAAAUAUAUGUAUAUUGGUUCCCUGUCCUGUGUCCUGCUUAAACCUUUUUAUUAUUAUUUUUGCAUGGUAAAGGAGGACAAGCCGUAAUGCUGUGGACAUGACGGUGAUCUUGAUGUGAAAAUGAAAUAUUAGCACAGGCCUGAACUACAUUGUGCACUGUUUAAAUUUGUCAUAUUUAAUAUAAUAUAAUAAAUACAAAUGUAAAUAUAAUAAUAAAUACAAAUAUAAAUCUUAA
This is a messenger RNA of Clarias gariepinus (North African catfish), 1832 nucleotides long. It is a transcript of the gene lrrc57, whose product is annotated as leucine rich repeat containing 57. Gene Ontology annotation, molecular function: protein binding. NCBI's taxonomy places the organism in Eukaryota, Metazoa, Chordata, Actinopteri, Siluriformes, Clariidae. The record is from RefSeq and is a predicted model, not a curated record. The transcript has 6 exons. Bases 247 to 963 code for a protein of 238 amino acids.